ACAUUGAUGAAUGUGCAACUGGAAGGCAUAGCUGUGCCAAUGACACCGUUUGCUUUAACUUGGAUGGGGGGUAUGACUGCCGAUGUCCCCAUGGCAAGAACUGCACAGGAGACUGUAUCCAUGAAAACAAAAUCAAGCACAACGGUCAGAUAUGGGUGCUGGAGAAUGACAGGUGCUCUGUCUGCUCGUGCCAGAGUGGCUAUGUGAUGUGCCGGAGGAUGGUCUGUGACUGUGAAAAUCCCACCGUUGACCUAUUUUGCUGUCCUGAAUGUGACCCAAGGCUCAGCAGUCAAUGUUUACAUCAAAGUGGGGAGCUUUCCUACAACAGCGGUGACUCCUGGAUACAGAACUGUCAGCAGUGUCGCUGUUUGCAAGGCGAAGUUGACUGCUGGCCCUUGCCCUGCCCAGAGGUGGAUUGUGAGUUCAGUGUCCUCCCCGAGAAGGAGUGCUGCCCACGCUGUGUCACCGACCCCUGCCAAGCGGACACCAUUCGCAACGACAUCACUAAAACUUGUCUGGAUGAAACCAGUGUUGUUCGCUUCACUGGAUCUUCCUGGAUUAAGCACGGCACGGAGUGCACCCUCUGCCAGUGCAAGAAUGGCCACGUCUGUUGCUCAGUGGACCCACAGUGCCUUCAGGAACUGUGACAACAACAACCAUCUCUCACAAGCAGUUUCUGGUUAAAGAAUUUUCCUUCACAAAGUAGACCCUUAGACCAAAAAUCGUACAAAAUUAAAGCUAAAAUGAGAUUGGUUUUGUCCAUUUAAAGUGCAGAUACGUGAUGGACUCAGUUACUUGAAUCAGAGUAAAAUUCGUGGGACUCGAGACAAGCUCAGAUGCGUAAGCCUUUGUAUGAGGUCAGGCCCAAAUCUUCUGGCUAUUUGUCUGUCUGACAUCAUUAUGCAGAAUAUUUAGGUUAGUGUAAAGUGACACAUUGUAUUCCUGUACAUAACGAUGUCAAGAUCCAAAAUAAACUAGGAGCUCUUACAGGGUCUUCCAAAGCUUUGAGAGUCCAACACUUGACCAGAUGCAGAGAUUUUUACCUAUUCAUAUUUGAAACUGAAAAAUGUGUUUGAUUUUUCACUGCAGAAUUUAGCAGAUGUUUGAGUAAAAGGAUGAAGCCUUCAGGUAUAAAGAACCUAGCAGCUAAGAUGUGAUAUGUACAGUAUGUGUGCUGAAAAAAAAAUAAAAGAUAGACGUUAUUGUAAAAACAAAAACUAACAAACAAACAAGAAAACCCGUGAUGCACAGGCAUGGCUUCUUAAUGUUUUCUGAUGGGAAAAGUCAUCAAUAUUUCCUUGUUUUACUGCACUUACUAUUAUUUCUUGAUUGAAUUUGUUCAGUAUAAGCUCGUUAUUGUGCAAAUUUAAAUAAAUAUUUCUCUUACCUUAA
This is a messenger RNA of Merops nubicus (carmine bee-eater), 1392 nucleotides long. RefSeq names its product NEL-like 2 (chicken) (gene NELL2). The transcript is spliced from 4 exons. The annotation marks the transcript as partial. The record is from RefSeq and is a predicted model, not a curated record. NCBI's taxonomy places the organism in Eukaryota, Metazoa, Chordata, Aves, Coraciiformes, Meropidae. Gene Ontology annotation, molecular function: protein binding; calcium ion binding.